AUGGCGCAGGCAAAUCCUACGAUGGAAGAAGUCACGAGCGAACAGAACGAAGACCAUCAAGUCGGCGUUGAAACGACUGAAAGGGACAGAAGAGAAAGAAUCCCUACCGAAAAGGGCGAGUCACUUCGCCUGGAAAGGCUUGUUGAGGAGCGAAAGGCCGCAGGAGUCGCUCUGAGGAGGCAGAUAACGAAGGUAAACUCUUUACUCGAAUCGAUAAAAGAAUUAGACGCAAGAGUCCUAGAGCAAGAGCGUGACAGUCUAGACUUGUGUAGGGAUAGGAUGAAUGACGCUCAUCACAAUUAUUACAAGGAAUUGCAUGACACUAAGGAAGCAGAUGAAGCGUACGAGUGGUUUGAUAUUCGGGAUCGCGAACAUUUCCAAUGUCGCAUUAGAAUUAACGAAGCCUUGCUUAGUGUGGAAAGACAAACAAGCGAUAAAAUGUCUCUGGUUUCGUCAAAAUUAUCCAAGCGUUCAUCCUCCUCUUCAGUAAGAUCUAGAAGAGCAAAGGCGGCGGCCAAGGCAGCGUGUCUUCAAUUAGAAAUGGACUUUCUAGAAAGGGAAGCAGAGUAUAAGAAGCUAGUAAUGCAAAAGGAGUUAGCUAAGGCAAAGGCUGAGGAAGAAACCAUGCGCAAAAUCGAAGAAGAAGAAAGGCAGGAGGAUUUCCCCCAGAUCCCGAAGCAUGAAACACCAAUUCUAGACGUCAAACCCAAGCUAUCGCCCAAAGAGGAACCUAGUGAAACGAAACCUUUGCAAGAUAACGGGAUCUUAAACCCAAAGGCUCCGUCCUUUGAACCCCCAAAUGGCCCAGUUGUACGCCAAGGCACGCAAGCUGGUGAAUCACCAUCACGUGAAUCAAAGCCGGAGAUUUCCGACAGAACAGACGAGUUAACCUCGGUGGUGAAGCUUGUCGCCGAACAACAAAGAAUGAGUCUGCUCCCAGCACAGCAGCCCCCGGUUUUCUCUGGAAACCACUUCGAUUACGCAGCAUUCAUCAGUGCCUUCGAAAGUUUAAUAGAGUGCCGAGUGAGCGAUCCAAAGCAGAGGCUCUAUUAUUUAAACCAGUUCACAUCUGGGGACGCUAAGGAAUCAAUUCAAGGCUUCAUUAACCUCGACUCUCCAGAUUCCUAUGAUAAGGCUAGAAAGGUAUUAAAGGAAAGAUUCGGCCAUCCUUAUCGCGUUGCACAGGCCUACAAGGAUAAGCUGAACGCUUGGCCUCCUAUGAAAGAAGGGGACGGCGCGCGUUUGCAACAGUUUGCUGAUUUCCUGGUGCUUUGCGAACAAGCCAUGAAUACGUUAAAGUACAUGGAAGGCCUUAACUCCGAGGACACUCUUAGAAGGAUAACUGCAAAGCUGCCAAGUAACAUGGGAGUGAAAUGGUGCCGUUUUGCCAAUAAGAUGUUAAAAUUAGAAGAAAGACUUUCUACGUUUCAUGACGUUGUCAAAUUUGUAACACAAGAAGCAGCCUUGGCAACCGACCCAGUAUUCUCACCUGAAGCCCUCAAGGAAGCAAGGAAAGAUGAGUUCACUAGCAGUUGCAGCAGUGACAACAACACCAACAGGAACACAACCUGGCGAAACAAUGGAAGAAAAGGCAAGAGUACAAGUAGCUUCUUGACAAGUGCCACACCUCACGAUGAUCAACUGCCACCAGGUUCUUCAUGUCCAUUCUGCAACAGUCAGCAUCACGAUCUGGAGAAGUGCUCAAGUUUCAAGAAGAAGACUGUUAAAGAAAGAAGAGCAUUUAUCCAAGAAGCUAGAAUAUGUUUCGGUUGUCUCUGCUACGGCCACAUGUCAAGAAGAUGUCGAAACCGGAAGGUGUGUAAGACAUGUAGUAUGCCCCACCCGACCAUCCUUCAUGAUGAAAGCAAAAUUUCUCCCAAGCAAGGUAGUGAAGACCAAGCAAGAGUAGUUCAGGCAGCUGAAGCAACUAGCAGCUGUACAAGUACCUGUAAUGCUACUGGAGUCACCGAUGCCAUCACAAACUCUAUGAUUGUUCCGGUUCGAAUGUACCACCAAGACAACCUCGAAAGACAAGUUGUAAUUUAUGCGCUGCUCGACCCAGCUAGUAACGGAACUUUCGUUAAGGAAAGCAUACUCGAAGAACUGCAAGUUGAUGGAGUCGAGACUCAAUUGAAGCUAAACACAAUGCAUGGUUCAGAAGUAGUUCCUACUCGUAGAGUAAGCGGUCUUAUCGUGGAAAGAAUGGAUAGAGCGGUCUACAUCAAGCUUCCCAAGACGUACUCAAGGAACGAAAUACCAUCGAGAAGAAACGAGAUCCCAAGGCCAGAGUCGGCAGCAAAAUGGCCACACCUAAGUCAUUUAGCCAACAAGAUUUACCCGUACCAAAACGAUCUGCAAGUGGGACUUUUGAUCGGCUCAAACUGUCCAAACGCCAUAAAGCCGAAGCAGGUCGUUCCUGGUAGAAGCAGCGAUCCUUAUGCCAUCCGUACCCUCCUUGGUUGGGGCAUCAUUGGUCCAGUGACAGGAAGUACAACCACAGAAGAUUCGGAUGUCUUAUGUCACAGAGUUGCAGUGAAGGAGAUCGGUAGCGAAGAAUUACCUUCCCAUAGUUUUGUUGUUGAGACACACGUAAAAGAGAUCAUCUCUCCAGAAGCAGUUAAGAGAAUGUUCGAGCGAGAUUUCAAUGAAGGGAAGCACGCGGCUCAACAAACCCUUUCCAUGGAUGAUCGAAGAUUCAUGGCAAAGGUUAAAGAAGGAAUUACCCAUCGUUCAGAUGGACACUAUGAACUGCCAUUGCCACUACGAAAUGAAUCGUUAGCCCUGCCGAAUAACGAGAAGCUUGCAGUCCAUCGCCUCCAGCAGUUGAAACUGAGAUUUCGAAGAGAUGAGAAAUACAAAGAAGACUACACGGCAUUCAUGAAUGACAUGAUUAAGAAGGGAUAUGCUGAGAAGAUACCAAAGGACGAAGUUAGGAAAGAUGGAAAGACAUGGUACCUUCCUCACCAUGGUGUCUUCCACCCUCAGAAGCCGGACAAGAUCCGCGUAGUCUUCGAUUGCUCCGCGGAGUACAAAGGGGAGGCUCUUAACAAGCAUCUUCUCCAAGGCCCAGAUCUUACCAACAAGCUUGUUGGAGUGCUAUCGAGGUUCAGAAGGGAGCCAGUUGCCUUCAUGGCAGAUAUAGAAGCAAUGUUUCUGCAGGUCCACGUCACUGAACAUUGUAGAGAUCUGUUACGCUUCUUGUGGUGGGAGGAUGGCGAUGUAAACAAGGAGCCCACGUUAUACCGGAUGACCGUUCAUCUCUUUGGAGCUGGUUCGUCUCCUGGUUGUUGUAACUUUGCGCUAAAGAAGACCGCUGAUGACCAUGAGCAAGAGCUUGGCUUCGAACCAGCCGAGUUCCUGAGGAAAGAUUUCUACGUUGACGACGGUCUGAAAUCUGUACCUUCUACAAGUCAAGCAAAGGAGCUCAUACGCAAGACUAAAGAGAUGUGUCGGCGCGGAGGAUUUAACCUGCAUAAAUUUACAAGCAACAAAAGAGAAGUUAUCGAGUCCAUACCAGUGGAAGAUCGUGCGAAAGGCAUAAAGGAGCUGAAUCUCGAGAAGGAUGAACUGCCUAUGGAAAGAGCGCUUGGUGUGAGUUGGUGUAUUGAGUCAGACACUUUCAAGUUCCGGAUCGUGAUGCAAGAUCGCCCUUUAACGCGAAGAGGAAUUCUGUCCACUGUUAGCAGUGUGUACGAUCCGUUGGGGUUUCUGGCACCUCUAAUCUUGACAGGAAAAGGCCUUCUGCAAGAUCUGUGCAGAGGUAAAGUGGAAUGGGACGACCCUAUCCCCGAGAACAUAAGAUCGCGUUGGCUGAAAUGGAGGGAUGAGUUACACCACUUAGAAGAUCUCUCCGUUCGAAGAUGCUUUAAACCAGAAGGUUUCGGAACGGUGAUAUCAACACAGCUUCAUCACUUCUCAGACGCAAGCACGACUGGGUAUGGCCAGUGUUCAUACGUUCGUUUGGUAGACGACAAAGGCCAGAUCCACUGUUCCCUGAUUAUGGGCAAAGCAAGAGUAGCUCCUUUAAAGAUGGUCACCAUACCACGUCUGGAACUCACAGCAGCUGUGGUGUCAGUGAGGGUCAGCGAGAUGCUCCGUCAGGAGCUCCAGUAUGAAAGUGUAGAAGAAAUCUUCUGGACUGACAGUAAAGUCGUGUUGGGCUACAUAAAGAACGACUCGAAGAGGUUCCACGUGUUCGUAGCCAACCGUGUUCAACAAAUAAGGGAUCAAACCUCACCUAGCCAAUGGAGACACGUCGAAACGAAGUGUAACCCAGCCGAUGAUGCAUCGCGUGGUAUCACUGCCAAGGAACUCGUUGAAAGUUCAAGAUGGAUUUCAGGGCCAGAGUUCCUUUGGACGCCCGAAGACCAGUGGCCACAACCCCUCGAGGCUCAAGACCUCGUUACGCCAUCAGACGAUCCAGAGGUGAAGAAUUUGACUUCUUAUGCAACAAGUACGCAAGAGCCAUGGAACCUUGUUGAGAGUUUAAACUACUUCUCGGACUGGCAUAGGGCGUGUAGAGCCGUUGCUAUCUGUCUACGCUACAAGCAAAAACUCCGUCAACUGGCGUCCUCCAAGAAAGAAAGUUGUGCUAAACCAACAAAACGUCAGCAAAGGCCUGCCCUGACAGUGGAAGAGAUUUUAUCAGCUGAAAGGGAAAUCUUCAAAGCAGCCCAGAGGGUCGCCUUUUCAAGGGAGAUGGGUCUGUUAAAGCCGUUUCAAGAAGGACAAGAUAGAUCAUCCGCGCAGCAGAAGAAGAGAGCCAUGAAGGCGACGAGCUCGUUGUACCGCCUCGACCCAUUCAUUGACCAUGAUGGAGUGCUACGAGUUGGUGGUCGGAUCCAACGAGGCAAUUUUACAGAUGAAACAAAGUUCCCAGUCAUCCUUCCGAGAAAGGGCCACGUUACAGGUCUGAUCAUUAAGCACUACCAUGAGAAGGUUCAACAUCAAGGUCGUGGAAUGACCUUAAACGAGAUCCGAGCCAAUGGAUUCUGGGUUAUCGGCGGAACAUCAGCUGUAGCCUCCAAAAUUGCAAAUUGUGUCACCUGCCGGAAGUUACGAGGUGCAGUCCAGGAGCAGAAAAUGUCCGACCUUCCGGAGGAUCGUCUGGAACCGGCACCCCCCUUCACUUACUGCGCUGUCGACUACUGUGGACCAUGGUAUAUUAAGGAGGGGCGCAAGGAGGUAAAGAAGUAUGUUGCCCUCUUCACGUGCAUGGCAUCAAGAGCCGUACAUCUUGAAGUCUCGAACUCCUUGGAGACUGACUCGUUCCUCAACGCCCUGCGUCGUUUCAUCUGCAGAAGGGGUCCUGUACGUCAGCUGCGCAGUGAUCAAGGAACGAAUUUCAUCGGAGCAAAACGAGAGCUCCGCGAAGCGUUGCAGUCUAUGGAUCAAGGCAAGAUCAGCACUGAGAUGUUGAAAGAGAAUUGUGAUUGGAUAACCUUUAAGAUGAAUUUCCCAUCAGCCAGCCAUGCAGGAGGAGUAUGGGAGCGCCAAAUCAGGACCAUUCGCAGUGUACUAUCAGCCCUCCUGGAGAAGAGUGCAAGUUGCCUGGACGGAGAGUCCUUUCACACGCUGAUUUGUGAAACCGAAGCGAUCGUGAACAGCCGUCCCCUGACAGUGGAUAAUCUAAGCGAUCCAGGGUCACUAUCUCCACUGACGCCAAAUCAUAUCCUCACAAUGAAAGCAAAGCCAGUUCUACCUCCGCCUGGCGUGUUUCAAAGAGAAGACCUGUACUCAAGGAAACCUUACAAGAGAGGUCCAAGUGGACGAGACCACGCCGUAACAUGCAAGUUGGCGACGUAG
This is a messenger RNA of Pocillopora verrucosa, 5805 nucleotides long. Lineage: Eukaryota; Metazoa; Cnidaria; Anthozoa; Scleractinia; Pocilloporidae. The record is from RefSeq and is a predicted model, not a curated record.